AUGAAGAUAUUGGUAAUAUCGCUUGUUCUAUAUAGUGGUUGUUUUUUGUUGUUUUUUACGAAUGCGCAAACUACAACAAAUACUGAGUCAAAGUUUGAGAAAUUGAUUUUGUUUGGUGAUUCUUAUUCCGGUAAUGUAUACAAUUUCACGAAUCAUACAUGGCCGCCUUCUCCUUCAUACAAAGGACGUUUUUCUGAUGGCCCAAUUUGGCCGGAUUACUUAAUGGCACGACUAAAUUUGACCAGUGUUGUUAAUCAUGCUUAUGGGUCUGCUACUAUAGAUCAUGAUUUGAUUACAGGUGUAACUGGCCGGAAUGAUAAUAUAACUAUACCGGGAGUAUUUCAGCAAGUCAAAGAAUUUUAUUUUUCACAACACGGAACAGAUUUAAGUAAAUCUUUGGCUUCGAUUUGGAUAGUUGGCAACGAUUACUUUAACUCCAACUAUAGAAUCGAUCCACAAGAAGUAAUAUUAAAAUUAGAACAUUGUAUGGAGCUACUUUAUGAAACAGGAAUUCGAUAUUUUUUAAUACCAAAUCUAUUCAACAGCACGUUACUCCCAGUAUCCAAAUAUUCCAUGAGAACCCCAUCUCAUUCGCAACAGGUCUUGACAAUGCACAACAUCUUAUUACGACAACUAAUCGCGGACUUUAGCACCGUGUAUACAGAUGUGACGAUUUACCCGUUUGAUACAGACUCGUUCCUAAAUUAUUUCAAGGCGUCUUUGGCUGAUAAAAGCGGCAUUGAUAAUUUAGUGAAUGCUUGUUAUGAGGAAAAUGGGAAAAAUUCUUCGGUUUGUUCUAACCCUCGAAAGUAUAUGUUCUGGGAUUGGCUUAAUUUGGAGACCAAAGUUCAUUUUUCGAUAGCUGCUGCUUUUGAGAAAGUUAUUGCAGGUGAAAGCUGGAGAAUGUAA
Ambispora gerdemannii is the source of this 909-nucleotide messenger RNA. The record is from the annotation of a GenBank genome assembly. Lineage: Eukaryota; Fungi; Glomeromycota; Glomeromycetes; Archaeosporales; Ambisporaceae.